Molecule: messenger RNA, 1190 nt
Organism: Homarus americanus (American lobster)
Lineage: Eukaryota; Metazoa; Arthropoda; Malacostraca; Decapoda; Nephropidae
Exons: 4
Coding region: 99-458 (119 amino acids)
Source: RefSeq, a predicted model, not a curated record
UGGUCCCUGGUGGCCAACAGGAAGUAAACACUGCUGAGUGUGACGUUAUCACCAUGCCUGUGUGUUGCUCUUAAUUAACUCAUCCUUAUGGUCCAGUCAUGGCUCUACCACUAGUUAAGCUCCUCGCCUUAAUUUGUCUCAGCAGAAAGGUUGCUGGUCAUUACUGUGAGUGGGACCUGUGUGGCAGUGAGCAGUACUGUUGUGGGGACAAUAUCUGCUGUGAUUAUGUGUACAGCCUCUGGUACUUCUGGGUGGGUGUAGUGUUCUUGGUAUUGUUGCUGUCUGCUUGUGGCGGCCUCUUCCAGUACUAUUAUAGACGAUGGAGAAGUGAGGUGAGUGGACCUCCCUACAUCCCCUUCCCCGCCAGCCCGGUGUACACCUCACUUCCAUCCCACAUAUCCAGCCAGGAUCCUCUUUUUCAGGUAACAGCAGAUGGGUUGAAGCAGCCUGAUCUGUAGGUUCCAGUGGAAUGAAAUUGGUCUUCCCGGAUGAUCUCAGCUGUACCAUGUUUUAGCACCACUAACAAUGUAAACAUAAACUACUGUACCAUAGACCAUACACUACUGUACAGUAGACCAUACACUACUGUACAGUAGACCAUACACUACAGACCAUACACUACUUACUGUACGGUAGACCAUACACUACUGUACAGUAGACCAUACACUACUGUACAGUAGACCAUACACUACAGACCAUACACUACUUACUGUACGGUAGACCAUACACUACUGUACAGUAGACCAUACACUACUGUACAGUAGACCAUACACUACAGACCAUACACCAUACACAGUAUAGAUAGUUAGUAGUAAAGUGGUUAUCUGGUGUUAGGGGUAAAUGUAUUAGCAGGUGGGACACUUGGCCAGUCCCUUCCUUAUUACACUGUACUGUACUGAGGAAAAAACAUUAAUGAUAAGAGUUCUUUUGUAUAAGGUUUCAUUUUUCAGCUGAAAGAUGUAGGUGCAGCACAGUGCUGAUGUAAACAGUGUAGGGAUGGACAAAAUUGUAUUGUAUUUUAUGUAAAGAGAAGUACUGUAGAGUACAGUACUGUAGGUCCAGCGGUGAUCACUGCUAAACUUUGUAUUGGCUAUAAUCAACCCCAGCUUUUAUUAUUUCAUUAGUUAGGGCUGACAGAUGAACUAUGUAUAGUUAGGGCUGACAGAUGGACUAUGUAUAGUUAGGGAUGA